Messenger RNA from Carya illinoinensis, 3174 nucleotides. RefSeq lists its product as uncharacterized. The record is from RefSeq and is a predicted model, not a curated record. Gene Ontology annotation, molecular function: nucleic acid binding; RNA-DNA hybrid ribonuclease activity. Bases 1 to 3174 code for a protein of 1057 amino acids. The transcript is spliced from 6 exons. Lineage: Eukaryota; Viridiplantae; Streptophyta; Magnoliopsida; Fagales; Juglandaceae.
AUGGACUGUGAGGGUUGUUUUGUGGUGGAUGCUAGAGGUAGUAGUGGGGGGCUGGCUUUGUUAUGGAAAAAGAAUGUCAGCGUUGAAGUGACUAAUUUCACUCAGCACCAUAUUAGUGUGAUGGUGGGGCAGGAUGUAUCAAAGGCAAAGUGGCUUUUGACUAGUUUCUAUGGCCAUCCCAAGACCUCAAAAAGGAAAUCAACUUGGAACAUAUUGUCAAGUCUGAAACCAGUGAAUAACCAAGGAUGGUGUGUGAUUGGAGAUUUCAAUGAAAUUGUAUCACAAUCUGAGAAAGUGGGGGGGAAAGAAAGGCCAGAGGGACAAAUGGAUGAGUUUAGACAUUGUUUGGAGGAUAGGAGGGUGGAGACUUUGAUUGCUAGGCAAUCUGACCAUAAGCCUAUUUUGUUGAUAAUAAAGGAGUUUAAUUGUUUUGCUGGUUACAGAAGAAGAUUAUUCAGAUUUGAAGCCAAAUGGACCUUGGAGGAAGAGGGAAGAAAUAUUGUUGAAGCUGCCUGGGUAAGAGAUAAUGCAAGCCAAAAUAUAUUAAAAGAGGUCCAAGGAAAAUUAAGAAGAUGCAGGGGUGAACUAAUUAAGUGGAACUCACUAAGAGUUCCUGAGGGGGAAAAGGAGAUUUCAAGAUUGAGUGAGUUGCUGGAAAAAGAGCAGAAAGGUGAAGGGGCUCAUAAUGCCUUGAUCAUAAGAAGAUUACAGAAGGAGCUUGGCUUACUUCUUGGAAAGGAAGACUUAAAAUGGAAGCAAAGGGCAAAAAGAAAUUGGUAUAAACUUGGUGAUAGAAAUACCAAGUUCUUUCAUGAAUGUGCUACUCAGAGAAAGAAAAAGAAUUGCAUUUCUGAAAUUCAGGAUGCAAAUGGAGUAAGGGUGGCUGAUCAGAAAGGCAUUGAGGAGGUUUUCUCUCAGUAUUUCAGAAACCUUUUCAAUUCUUCAAAUCCAUCACCAGAAGCUAUUGAAGAGGGAUUAAGAGGAGUUGAAAGGAGAGUUACUGAUGCUAUGAACUCAGAAUUACAGAAGGUUUUUGUAAUGCCAGAAGUUGAAGCUGCACUUAAAGAAAUGGGGCCCCUUAAGUCUCCUGGACCAGAUGGUUAUGGAGCCUAUUUUUACCAGACCUACUGGAGUGUCGUUGGGCAGGAGGUAUGUCAAGCUGUCUUAUCCUUUUUGAAUGGCAAAUGUGAACUUGAUUGUAAUAUUAACUUUACUCAUAUUGCCUUAAUACCUAAAGUUGAAAAACCUGUUGUAGCUAGUGAGUAUCGUCCCAUAAGUCUAUGUAAUGUGCUAUACAAGAUAGUGUCAAAAGUGCUAGCUAAUAUAUUGAAGAAGGUGCUGCCAGAAGUGAUCUUAAAGAACCAAAGUGCAUUCAUCCCAAGCAGGCUCAUUACAGACAACGUCAUGGUUGCAUAUGAAACUUUGCACACCAUGAAAACAAGGCAAAAAGGAAGGGUUGGAAGUAUGGCUUUGAAGCUGGACAUCUCCAAAGCCUAUGACAGAAUUGAAUGGGGGUUUUUAGACGGAGUGAUGAGGAAACUAGGCUUUGGGGAUAAAUGGGUUAAAUUGGUUAUGGAUUGUGUUACUUCAGUAACAUAUUCUUCUUUAGUAAAUGGACAGCCAAGCAGUAUUAUAAAGCCAUCAAGAGGAAUUCGUCAAGGAGAUCCCAUUUCUCCAUAUUUGUUCAUCCUUUGUGCAGAGGGUUUGAGUUCACUUGUUGAUAUGGCUGAAAGAAAUGGUGAAAUAAAGGGGGUUGCUAUAACCAGAGGAGGUAUAAGAGUAAAUCAUUUACUCUUUGCUGAUGAUUCUGUCAUUUAUGGAAGAGCAAAACUGAUAGAGUGGAAAUUAUGCAAAGAAAUAAUUGUUGUAAUGGCAAGAUUUUGGUGGAGUCAUAUGCAAAAUGAUAAAAGAGUUCAUUGGAGGAGCUGGUCAAAGAUGGGUGAUUCUAAAGGUAGAGGGGGGUUGGGAUUUAGGGAGCUUAAAUGUUUUAACAAAGCCAUGUUGGCUAAGCAAGUAUGGAGAAUCCUGAAUAAUCCUAACUCUUUGGUGGCAAGAGUAAUGCAAGAGAAGUAUUUCAAGGGGAAGAGUGUUCUAGAUGCCAAAUUGGGAUACUCUCCAUCUCUGAUUUGGAGGAGCCUUUUUUCUUAUGUUGGCUUAAUAAAAGAUGGUCUAUCAUGGAGGGUUGGAGAUGGGAAUGUGAUAAAAAUAUGGAAAGAUAGAUGGGUACCUUCAUCUUCUUCCCAUUUAUUACAAUCUCCUAUGAAGAUGCUUCCAGCUGAGGCAACUAUUAAGCAGUUAAUUAAGGAGGGCAGUGGUAAAUGGAAUAAAGAGCUUAUUAAUGAGAUUUUCAACAAAGAAGAGGCUGAGGCCAUUGGUAAUAUUCCUUUAAGCAAGAUGGGUACAAAGGAUAAAAUGAGGAUAAGGGCUGAAAAGGGUGAAUCCUCAACUAUGAAUGCAGAUGAGUUUGGAUGGAAGUCGAUAUGGAAGCUGAAGGUGCAGGCUGCAUCAGAUGUCUGGGCAGAGAAUGAUAGUCCAGUUCAUAAGUGGGCUUGUUCUGCGGGUCACUUUAUGGAGCUAUGGAAGCAAAUCAACAGCUGUUUGGAGGAGGAUGGGAAUAUUGAAGAUUUUAAAACUGUAAACAAUCCUUCUAAGCCUGAUCGAGUUGACAGGAGGCUGAUUAGAUGGAAAAAACCUGAUGCUAUGAUCUGCAAAGUAAAUUGGGAUGCUGCACUGGAUGUAAAAAACAAACAAGUGGCAAUUGGGAUCAUUGUAAGGGACUCGGAAGGUGAGAUUCUUGCCUGUCUGUGUUCAAAACUUUCUAUUGUUGUUAAGGCUAUAGUGGCUGAGGCAUAUGCACUGAGAAGAGCAUUGUUUUUCUGUUUGGAGCUGGGACUGCAGAAAGUGUUGUUGGAGGGUGAUUCCCAGGUGGUUGUUAAAGAUACAAACAGUAAUGCUGAUAUAUGGGCAAAUUAUGGUGUAGUAAUUGAGGAUAUUAGAAGUUUGUUGAAGGAUAAUAUGAGUUGGUCUGUAAAUUUCAUUCAUAGGGAGGCUAACAAUGUAGCUCAUUCAUUAGCCAAAAUGGCUCUUACUUGUGAUGAAGAAAUUGUAUGGAUGGAGGAGGGCCCUCCACAGAUUAUGAAUGCUGUGUUGAAGGAGAAAUAUUGUAAUGAUUGA